CUGGUUAGUCCUGUUGUUGUCCAGAUAGGCAAGUUACAGAGGUGUCCUUUUCAGCAGUGGCUACCACAUGCAUGAAUCAUCCACACUAUCUACUGUAGUUAUUAAUUAUGCAGAGAUCGUUUAACCUACUAAGCAUAAUUCCACAGCGACUCCGCAUCCCCGACCUUUGGCUUGUGAGGGAAGUAAAUGCCCCAACACUGAGAGAUCCGACAGACUCUCGGCGACUUCGCUGCGCUCUGGAGCCGCCGUGUGGGGUUCGCUUCAAACAGAGACGCUGCGGUCCACAGAACGAUUCUUCUUUAACGCUGGAAUUGUAAAAUACCGAAUGUGCCUGGAUUACCCACGGUUGCGCUAAAAAAAAACAACGCAUGACAGCAUCUGGAGAGAUGAAAAGGUGGAACUGAAGUCUCACGGAAAUAAAAGCCUCGCCACUCCUUACUCUUUCAAAACGGCAUCAUGCCUUCUGGCGCGGAGUGUCUAAGGUGAAACAAGAUGCAGCAGCCGGCGGGGGAGAUCGAAAACGCACAGGACUUUGACGAAGAGCCGGGCUGGACUCUCUGUUUAUGGCAGGAUCCGAACGAGGGGUCGGCGGGGCGCUCCAGUGCCCAAACCCAAACCAGCCCCGUUCUCACCGAGGACAAGGAGACCCAGACCUGCAAUCCCGUGGUGAUGAGACUGGCAUCUUCCAAACUGAAGAGCACCAUCCCGGUGGAAGAGGACAACAGAGCCCUCACGCCACUCUUCCAAUUCGACAGACAAGCCCCUGCCAGGAUUUCCACCUCCCCCACCCUCAGGAGAAUGAGAAGAAGCAUCAGACGCCCCCCGCUGGAUUUCAGUGACCCUGGGAAGACAAACAGCACAAAGGCAGAGACUCCACUGGGUCUCGUUCCUCACUCAAAGAGCUCGGACAGCAUAACACAUCUUAUUAUUCCCCGAUCACCUGCAUACAGACAGAAAUCUCCGUUGGCACAUAGUCUGCCCUCCUCUUUAGGCUUCGCUGCAGGUUUCACCGAAGACCAUGAGUCUGGUCUAUCCCCAUCCAGUGACAGCAGCGAUGGACUCAGUACAGGCGGGCUGGGCAAUGGGCUGGUUUGCAGGAACCCGGAGUCUCAGGCUGUAAGAGAAAGUUCCAGUAGAAAGGGUGACAUUGCGGAUGACUCUAAUGAGGUGAAUGAACCCAUCCAGAAAAGACUGCAGGAGCGCCGGCGAAGCUCAGUUGUGGUCAGUUUACCUGGGCUGGAUAUGUCUCCAGGGGACCUCUUUGUGUCCGAUGGGGCUGCAGACUACCUGAGCCGCUCUUCAUUGCUGGAUACCAAGAAAUCAAAAUGGCCUUUCUCGAAACGUGGGGCGACAAAAGACAAGAUGAAGCUGGUACCUGACAUGGAGAAAUAUCUUUCAAAACUACAGAUUCAAGACUGGAGCGAUUCUGAGUUUCAGAAGUACAAGGACUGGACACUGGCAGAGUUUUUGAGUUUGUUACUUCAGUGUGACCUGAAGGCCUCAGAUUCCCACCCAGACUACAGGAAGGAGGAAGCUGUGUGGGAGCUCUUCACCAGUGAAUGUGUUUAUUUUCUGGACCAGCUGAUGGUUCUUAAAGAGGUCUUUCUGAGCACCCUCACAGGCUUACAAAACAGUGACUAUCUUUUUGAUGUUGAUCCCUGGCGACUCUUUGCCAAUCUCAAUGAGUUAUGCCUGGUGAGUUUUGGUUUCCUGACCAACCUUUUGCGGGCUAUAAAUGAAUCCUGGGAAUCAGGAGACAAGAAGUCCAGUUCUUUGAAUAAUUUACUGACCAAGGUUUUCAAAGAGAGCAUUUGUUACUGUCAACAGAAAUACUGCCUCAACUACUCCUCAGCAGUAUUUUACCUCGACAGCCUGAAGCAAAGGGAAGACUUUGGGACGUAUCUGAAAUGGUGUGAGCGCAACGAGCAGUGCAAGCGCUUACACCUGGCCGACCUCCUGGUGGCGCCGAUGCAGAGGUUCACCCGCUACCCUUUGCUGCUGAAGAACAUAGCAAAGCAAAGCAGCAGUGACAGGGAGAGAGGCACGAUCCAGUCUGUUGUGGAGCUGGUGGAGAGAUCCAUACAAGACCUGGAGGGAAAGGUGAAAUGGCUGGAUAGCUACCAGAAGCUCCAGCAGCUGAAAGACUCGAUCAUCUGGCCUCCAGUCUGGGAGCAGAAUAAGAGAGCCUUCAUCCCUGAGAAUCUAAAGUAUCUUCUAAAGCCCGUAACUCCUGAAAACCUUGUGGCCAACCGAAAUCUUUUACAUGAGGGAAAGUUAGUUCUUACAGAAAACGCAAAGCUGCAAGAUGUCUACCUGUUCCUGUUUGAUGAAUUCCUCUUGAUAACCAAGAUUAAAAGGAGUAAAAAGAAAUCUGUGGGGACAGAUAUAAAUACUUUGUGUCCAUCAGCAAACCAGGAGUUUCAGAGCAUUUUUAAAGAAGGCGGCACAUUUACUGUUCUGGAUCAGCCUAUGUCGCUUGACCGACUGCUGAUAAAAAAUGUUGAUCAACUGAAUGCCACAGCAUCUGGACUGCGCAACCCCUUCAUUUUAAUGCAUCAGAACAGAUACCAGCAAUGCACUGGAGCCUUCAUUCUGCAAGCUCAAUCCGAGGCCAGCAAGAAAACAUGGAUUUCUAAAAUAGAAGAGGCAGUAGCAGCAGUGGCAAGAUCGGUGGCUAAGGAAGCUCACGUUCGGAGCUCCAGCUUCUGGCUCGAAUCUUCGCAGAUUUAGAAGGAUCAACGAGCAGCCAGGAACGCAGCACAGUCAAAGGACAAAUGAGUGAUUUCGUUUUGUAAAUCGCCAAUAGAAAUAUUUUCAUAUUUUAUUCUUUUUUCAUGAACAAUGUCCUCACAUUUUAUAAAAAAUACCCUUUAUAUGCACUACUAAACCUGUUUACAAUAAAGUUAGUGUUUGCGA
Lepisosteus oculatus (spotted gar) is the source of this 2916-nucleotide messenger RNA. It is a transcript of the gene plekhg7, whose product is annotated as pleckstrin homology domain containing, family G (with RhoGef domain) member 7. Lineage: Eukaryota; Metazoa; Chordata; Actinopteri; Semionotiformes; Lepisosteidae. Gene Ontology annotation, molecular function: guanyl-nucleotide exchange factor activity. Gene Ontology annotation, biological process: Rho protein signal transduction. The record is from RefSeq and is a predicted model, not a curated record.